Peniophora sp. CBMAI 1063 is the source of this 1029-nucleotide messenger RNA. Lineage: Eukaryota; Fungi; Basidiomycota; Agaricomycetes; Russulales; Peniophoraceae. The record is from the annotation of a GenBank genome assembly.
AUGUCCUCCACAAAUCGUCCCUCUUCCAAGCUCGAGGCUGCGCUACAUGACGCCCAAUCGGCCUUGCCGGGCGUGAUUGUGGGCUCUCUUCUCCUUGGUGUCUUCACUCUACUUAUAGCCUUCUCGGCUUACAUUCUUAAACACAAAGGUCUGCGAAAGCGACCGUACGCCAUUAUGCUCUUCGCUGUAGUGCACAUGUACAGCUGUGCAUUGAUAUACUGGGCAGUCACCGUAUACUCUUUGCUUCAAGCAGUCGUGGAUCCCGAGGGGUACGCCCUCCUAGAUGCGUACUCGGCUGGGGUCAGGAGCAGGGUUACACUAGCUUGCCUGGGUCUGAAUUUCUGGUUCAGCGACUUCAUCGUCGUCUGGCGUAUCUGGGCACUGUGGGCCGAUAGUCGCAAGAUGUGGUGUAUCCGAGCGUUAUCGUGCACACUGGUCUUGGGUGUCGUCGUGGGUGGCCUAACAGACUUCAUACAAGACCUUACUAUAACGGUCGAUCUUAGCUACCCGACUGACGGGCAAGGAAGGUACUACAAUGAGCCAUCUCCUUUCUAUGCGAGUGCCGCCGGUGAAGUUGCAGCCUUGUUCAGCGGCGUUCUGAACAUAUGGUGUGUGGCACUUGCCUUCGUCAAGCUUUGGCAGAUACGAUGUCUACAGGCCAUCAUAGGUCACCAUGUUCGAGAUAGUCGCGCAGGUCGGCUUCUCAUUAUACUCUGCUUCAGCGGGCUAGCAUACUGCGCUUUCUGGGUGUACUGGGUGGUCACGAGCGCUAUCAAUCAGGGUCCCGGGCUGAACCAAACACUGCUUCUGUGCAACAAUGCGGCCGCGGUUCAGAUCAAUGGUAUAUAUCCCACCUUUGUGAUCACCAGCCUGUCUUUGCAACAGGCGAAUACCACAGACGACCAUCUAUUACCGACCGCAGUACUGUCAUCCGUUGUUGAUCCGCUCGUACGAUCUCAAAGCACGCAACAGUUUCCUUCGAGGCAGGGGUCCUUGAUGUCUAUGAUGACCCUAGCGAGCAAUACAUAA